CCGAAAUGUGGGCCGAAUCCUAUGCUGCUGAUCUGGGACUUGCACCAGAGUUCAAAACUGCCAUUGCACACGAUAUUCGCGAGCAAGUACAGGUCAUGCGGAAGAGCUUAAUCAUCUCCGGACACCCGCUCGAAGGACCCGUGCUCGACGCAGAGUUGCGCACUUCCUUCCUUCCGCCCUUAUUGCCCACCUACCUCACGCGGAACGCUGACGAAGCAAUGCAUUUUACACCUAUCUUGUCCCACUUGACUGAAGCUGAGAUUGCCCGCGAAGAGGCAGAGAGGGAAAAGGAAGCUCGCAGGCGCAAGCGACAGACACGUGGACGGCGCGGGGUCCAGCAGCUGCCGGAUCGCGAGCCGCUCAAGACCCAGCGCUCUAUUCCCCUUGUUGGAAGCAUGGCGCCCCGCGAACAAGUGCCACUAGUACCCGUCCUCACAAGCAGGCGUGCCGCUGCCGCUGCUGCGACAGCGAACAUCGCCAAGGAUCUACCUCAGCCCGAACAACUCGAACGGACUGGUCCUGCUCCGCCGGCUCUUGUUGGCCCCACGCUUUCUUUACCGCCCAGGAAGAAAUCCCAGAAAGCUGUCGAGGAAGUCGCUGCUGCUGAGGCAGCCGCUACAAACUCCGAGGGUGCCACCGCUCAGAAGACCCCAGCUGAACGUCAGCGCCCUGCUACCAAGAAGCAGCUGCGUGAGAAGGAGCGCGAGGCUAAGGAAAUGGAGUACGCUGACACACAGAAAGAGAAUGUCAUCAAUGGGAUAUGGCACUGCUCGAACUGUGGUUGCCCCGAGAGCAUCGCUGUUGGGCGCAGGAAAGGUCCACUCGGAGAGAAAACCAUGUGCGGUGCUUGUGGAAAGUACUGGCAUCGAUACCGGCGGCCAAGAGAAGUGGAGUACAAUACGAGCGAAGAAUACCAUCGUAACCUUCGAGACGCAGAAGAGGCCGCUAAACGAGGCACUAAGUACAAGAAGAAGCCAACUGCCCUUGCUAGCUUGGAGGCAGAGACUCCCGACAUCGAGAUGCUCGAGGCUCCACCAGUUGAGGAGGGAGUUCCGGAAGAGGUUGAGGCCAUACCUACACUACCGACUCUAGAGACGGCCCCGCCAGCUGGCACACUGACUGUGGAGGAUGCAUCGAAACCCAGCCAUCCCUCGCCAGCAUUCGCUGAUAUGCCUUUUGGCGAGUCAUCAGAUGAAGAAUUCAUUGUAGCAGUACCCAGAACCCCUACGAAAUCGUCGUCGACUAAGCCCGUCUCCACCGAUACAGCUGCCCCGCCAGAGACGAGUCCUGUGUUAUCGUCGACCAAGCCUCCCUCACCAUCGAAACCUAAGACUACGGCUAGGAUACCGAAGCCGAAGUGGCUCGCCGAUGCAUAUGAGGCCCUCAUGGCAAAAUAUCCUAACGACCGAAUCGAGAUUGUGCCCAAAGCCAAUGCUGACCCGAAUGCACCUGCUGAAUGGAAAGUCAAAUGCCUGGAUUGCCCUGGCAAGUUAUACAAUACAGGUCCUCCCAAGCAAAACGCACCCCCGCCGGAACCAGGCAAGAACCCCGAGGAGACCUUGUCUGGUUUCGAAGUUCAUUUGAAGAAUCGAAACCAUCGUCGUGGUGUGGAGACCCGUUUGAGUGGCAAACCGCUGGUCCCUGGGUCAUAGGCCUAAUCCUCUAUUCUCUUCCUCUCACUCUUUCCGUACAACUAGUUUUCUCAGCUC
Molecule: messenger RNA, 1709 nt
Organism: Dacryopinax primogenitus
Lineage: Eukaryota; Fungi; Basidiomycota; Dacrymycetes; Dacrymycetales; Dacrymycetaceae
Exons: 4
Coding region: 6-1652 (548 amino acids)
Biological process (GO): regulation of DNA-templated transcription; chromatin remodeling
Cellular component (GO): nuclear chromosome
Molecular function (GO): zinc ion binding
Source: RefSeq, a predicted model, not a curated record